AUGGAAAACAAUUCGGUGGUUGAUCGCAAAAAUGUAAAUUUUGACGACUGGGCAGCUUUUGAGUUUUACUUGGAACGCAAAGGAGUAGUAUCAGCAAUAACAAAUGCACUGUAUUGUUUGUUCAACGAAAAUCCUUUGCCGAAAAAUGUUAAUCAGUUUAUAUUCUGUAUUCUCGGAGGCGACACGGAACGAGAAAUAAAACGUCAGUUGAAAAAACUGAAGAGAAAAAUCGAAACGACGUCUCGUGAAAUCGAAACGGUCACCGAAGAAAUCGAACAUCUGUUACUCAUCCGGGACAACGGCCUUAAGUUCAGUGUGUACAGAGAUUUCGUGGACAGGAAACGCUUGGAAAAAUGA
Molecule: messenger RNA, 357 nt
Organism: Metopolophium dirhodum (rose-grain aphid)
Lineage: Eukaryota; Metazoa; Arthropoda; Insecta; Hemiptera; Aphididae
Exons: 3
Coding region: 1-357 (118 amino acids)
Source: RefSeq, a predicted model, not a curated record